AUGCCUCAAGUCUGGCUAGUCACCGGCGCGUCCUCCGGCUUCGGUCUCGAACUCGUCAAGAUAAUCGCCGGCAAGGGUGAUUGUGUACUUGCGGCUUCGCGAACCCCCGAGAAACUAUCCUCUUUAGCCUCAGACAACGUGAAGCCUGUCCUCCUCGACCAUACUGAGCCUCUGGACCUGAUCCAAUCUGCCAUCAAGGACAUCCUAGCCAGCUAUGGCACCAUCGACACCAUCGUCAACAACGCCGCAUACGUCCAAACCGGUAUUCUCGAAGAAGUCUCACCAGAGGACUCCCUACGCCAGUUCCAAGCGAACACUCUUGGUCCCCUCAACCUCUACCGUGCCCUCCUACCACAUCUCCGCGAAAAGGGUACCGGAACUCUCGUCACCAUCGGCUCCAUGGCAGCAUGGUACCCCAUGGCAGGUUGCAACUUGUAUAACGCAUCCAAGGCUGCUCUUCGCUGGUUGGCGAUUGGACUGGCUGGUGAGGUCGCGCAGUUUGGUAUCCGUCACUGCCUAGUCGAGCCUGGAUUCUUCCGCACAGGGUUGUUGGAUCCAUCUGCCAAUAUUGCUGGGACUGAUAAGGAGAGUCGCCUUGAUGCGUAUGCGGAUUUGAAUUCAACGAUUGAGACUAACUUCGCGGCGUUUAAUGGUGCGCAGUUGGGUAAUCCUGUCAAGGGUGCUCAAAUCAUCUAUGAUGUGGUGACGUCGUCUGGAGUCGCGGCAGGAAAGGAGCUACCUGAAUUGCUUCCGUUGGGAAGUGAUGCGAGCGCUGAAAUUUCGAAGGCUGCGUUGAAGGUGCAAGCAUCAGUGGAAGAGUGGAAGGAUAUCAGUGCCCUGAGUGACAUUAAGAGUGACAUUCAGUAG
Messenger RNA from Aspergillus chevalieri, 867 nucleotides. Its product is annotated as SDR family oxidoreductase. The record is from RefSeq and is a predicted model, not a curated record. The transcript has a single exon. Lineage: Eukaryota; Fungi; Ascomycota; Eurotiomycetes; Eurotiales; Aspergillaceae. Gene Ontology annotation, molecular function: oxidoreductase activity. The coding region runs from base 1 to 867 and encodes 288 amino acids.